AGUUUCCCGCCAGAUAAUUCAGCGAUCGUGCGUCGAGUUGCACAAUAAUAAUUUUGACGAGUAUCAAAAUAGUUUUGAGUGAAGAACACAAGGCGAGAAAAAUAUUUCUUUUUGAAUUUUAUAAAAACAUAUUUUUUAAGGAGGAUGACAUCUUCAGUUCCAGAGGUUGACAUCGAACCGAGCGGCGUUUUUAAAUAUAUUCUUUUAAAACUGACUAUAUCAGAUCAGGGAAAAAAUGAAGAAAAAACGCUUGUUAGGGGUUAUGCAAAAUGUAACUACCACGUUGAUGUAAAUGAUCUUGUAACGGACGAAUUAAAUAAAUUAAAAGAAAAAGGUUCUUUUAAUGAGUGGAAAACACAAGUUUUGGGGGGUGGUAGAAUUAUUCACGAUCCUGCCAAUAAAAAUAUAAAAGUUUACGGAUAUUCACAGGCAUAUGGUAAAGCUGAACAUGCAGUAACGGUAGAAUUACUUAAAAAAGUUUAUCCUGACUAUGACAUCAGCUGGAGUGAUGAAGGCUAUUAAAAUAGAAAUAUAAUUUGACUUUAAGUUAUUAUUCUAAAUAUCACCUUUAUGUAAGGUCAAAUUUUUCUUUGCUAUCUAGGACACUUUUUCUUAUGUAAAGGAAUUUAAUAGAAAUAAAAUAUUACGGAACACACGUGUUGCUUUAUA
This is a messenger RNA of Agrilus planipennis (emerald ash borer), 669 nucleotides long. RefSeq names its product 14 kDa phosphohistidine phosphatase-like. Gene Ontology annotation, biological process: peptidyl-histidine dephosphorylation. Gene Ontology annotation, cellular component: cytosol. Gene Ontology annotation, molecular function: protein histidine phosphatase activity. The transcript is spliced from 4 exons. Lineage: Eukaryota; Metazoa; Arthropoda; Insecta; Coleoptera; Buprestidae. The record is from RefSeq and is a predicted model, not a curated record. The coding region runs from base 145 to 522 and encodes 125 amino acids.